This is a messenger RNA of Gamsiella multidivaricata, 600 nucleotides long. RefSeq names its product pre-mRNA-splicing factor ini1. The record is from RefSeq and is a predicted model, not a curated record. Gene Ontology annotation, cellular component: U12-type spliceosomal complex; precatalytic spliceosome; catalytic step 2 spliceosome. NCBI's taxonomy places the organism in Eukaryota, Fungi, Mortierellomycota, Mortierellomycetes, Mortierellales, Mortierellaceae. The coding region runs from base 143 to 475 and encodes 110 amino acids. The transcript is spliced from 5 exons. Gene Ontology annotation, biological process: mRNA splicing, via spliceosome.
CCUCCCCUUCGCUUGCCAGUCCAAGACUCCAACCUUGCAUCAGUCCUUUCUCUCUCUCGCUCUCUCUAUCUCUCUCUAUCUCUCUUUCCGGCCGGACGACAACACAUCAGGAUCUAUCGCUGAACGGGACUUCAUAUACAUCAUGUCGAAACAUCACCCAGAUCUCAUCAUGUGCAGGAAGCAGCCCGGCAUCGCCAUCGGACGCCUGUGCGAAAAGGAUGACGGAAAAUGCGUUAUCUGCGACUCAUACGUACGUCCGGUAACACUGGUCAGAAUUUGCGACGAAUGCAACUACGGCUCAUUUCAGGGACGUUGCGUCAUCUGCGGAGCACCAGGAGUAAGCGACGCCUACUACUGCGCUAACUGCACACGAGCUGAGAAGGAUAGAGAUGGAUGCCCAAAGAUCGUUAACCUGGGAUCAUCAAAGACAGAUCUGUUCUACGAACGGAAAAAGUUUGGUUUCAAGAAGCGAUAAUCGGCAGAUCUUGCUACAUAUGCGCGCUAGCAUCCUUUCGCCUCAUUGCUCUUUCUGUCGCAAUAAAACUUGUAAAAACAAGGAACUCUGUACUUUUUGUGCAAUCACAGCAUGGUUCAAGCAAG